AUGAGUAUUGGAACUUCAAAGGCUUUCUUUUUUAGCCUUUUCUUAACAGCAUUUACAGCUUUUGGAUUUGGAUUACUUACCCUAUUACCAAACGGUUUUUAUUUCUUUUGGGCUUCAUUAGCUAUUCGGAUCGUUCAGGCACUUGCUAGAACCGUUUUUGUUAUAAGUUCAUUGACUAUUAUGGCACAACUUUUUCCUGCAAACAUUUCACUUUUGGGUGGCCUACUUGAAGCAUUCGCUGGUUUUGGAUACAUCUCAGGGCCAGUAAUAGGAAGUGUAUUGUUUGAAUUUGGGGGGUUUAUAACUCCAAAUUUCACGUUUGGAACAUUAAUGGCAUUAACUGGAAUAGCUUUUGCCUUCUCCACAAAGUUGAAGAAAAACAAAGAAAAUAAAAGAGGAAAACAAGGAAAAAGCUUCAAAAAUAUUUCUUUAAUUUAUCCACAAAAAUCUGGACAAUUAUCUGAAGAAUCUUCCAAUUCCUCUGAUUUCGAAGCAUUAUCAAAGUCUUCUAAAUGCAAUUCUAAUACAAAAAUAAACAAGACUAACAAGGAUAUUAAUUCAUCGAAUAAUGGACUUUUAUCAGUACUUAGACUACCCAGUACGUGGCUUAUAAUGUUAGUGAUAACUACUCGUGGGAUUACUUGCUCCUUCUUUCAGGCACCUUUGCCAGAACAUUUAAACUCGUUAAACUCUUCCGCAGUGAUCAUUGGCACAAUAUAUACAAUAAUGAGUGUUAGCUACUUUAUGAGCGCCCCAAUAUGGGGAUUAUUUAUGGGAUUGAAUAAAAAGAAAUGUCAAAAUUCUGCCUUAAUUGUUACAAUAAUUGGGUCAAUAUUAGCCUUUCUAUCAACAUUUUUGAUGGGGCCAUUCCCUCUUUUACCAAUCCAAAAGACUAUUCCACUCAUCAGCGUUUCAUUUGCACUGCUGGGCUGCGCAUCUGCUGCUUUAUAUAUUCCCGUCUUUCAACUUUGCUCGGAUAUCUCAAAAUCGACGGAUGAAGAAUCGACCCGAAUUUAUGCUUGUCUAUCGUUUGCUGGUAACAUACUUGGAGGGUUUGGUGCUCAAAAAUUUGGUUUUGCCUGGACUUGCUCAAUUAUUUCUUUUUCUCAUUUUGUUUUUAUUUUUAUUAUUGUUUCUUACUCAUUGUUAUUUAAAUUUAAUGAAAAUAAAAGUUAG
Molecule: messenger RNA, 1176 nt
Organism: Meloidogyne enterolobii
Lineage: Eukaryota; Metazoa; Nematoda; Chromadorea; Rhabditida; Meloidogynidae
Source: the annotation of a GenBank genome assembly